Molecule: messenger RNA, 3471 nt
Organism: Xyrauchen texanus (razorback sucker)
Lineage: Eukaryota; Metazoa; Chordata; Actinopteri; Cypriniformes; Catostomidae
Product: phosducin-like protein 3
Exons: 7
Coding region: 143-859 (238 amino acids)
Biological process (GO): protein folding; positive regulation of gene expression; angiogenesis
Cellular component (GO): cytoplasm
Source: RefSeq, a predicted model, not a curated record
ACAAGCUUCUGUUCCACUCGACUUCAAAUGUGUGUCACGUCGUGUUUUAACUGUGUGUUUGUCGCAAUGCAAAGGUUUUGAUUUUAGUCGCAGAUUGGAUUGAUUGAUCAAAGACAAAGCGGCGGAUAUUAUAGAUUUGAACAUGCAGGACCCAAACGCAGAUACGGAGUGGAAUGACAUCCUGAGGAGGAAAGCCAUUCUUCCCCCGAAAGAAGCUCCGCAGGAGGAUGAAGAGGAGGAGCAGCUUCAUCAACAGCUGUCUGUGGUGAAAACAUAUGAGAGUAUGACACUAGAGGAGCUGGAGGAGAAUGAAGAUGAGUUUAAUGAUGAGGAUGAGCUCGCAAUGGAGAUGUACAGACAGAAGCGGCUUGCAGAAUGGAAAGCCAAUCAAAUAAAGAACGUGUUUGGGGAAGUGACUGAAAUAUCCGCUCAGGAUUAUAUCCAGGAAGUGAAUCAAGCUGGAGGCGGGAUUUGGGUGGUGCUGCACCUCUACAAACAGGGCAUCCCGCUGUGCACGCUGAUAAACCAGCACCUGUCACAACUGGCCCGCAAGUUUCCUCAAACCAAGUUCCUCAAGUCUAUCUCCUCCACCUGCAUUCCCAACUAUCCCGACCGGAACCUGCCCACUGUGUUCGUGUACCACGAGGGCGAGAUGAAGGCGCAGUUCAUUGGUCCUCUUGUGUUUGGUGGCAUGAAUCUGACGUGUGAUGAGCUGGAGUGGCGUUUAUCUGAGUCAGGAGCUGUGAAGACUGAACUGGAGGAGAACCCCAGGAAACAGAUCCAGGAUCAGCUGAUGACAUCCAUCCGCUGCUCUGAACCCAAACGCAGAGACGGUGACGAAGACUCCGAUGAAGACUGAAGCUCCAAACUGAGAUUAUGAUAUCAGGAACACAGCGGCAGCUCAACAUUUUGAUGUCAAGAGUUUACCACAGGAGCAUCUUCAGGAGCUAUGAUGUCAUGGGGCAUCCCGGAUAUGAACACGGCACAUCUGUGGAAAGACGAUGACAUCAUUAAAAUGCAUUUGCAUCAUUUUAGACUGACAAAUAUGAUUAAAAUGAAAGUUAAAAAGUGAUUUCCAGGCCUGGAAAUGAACGAAAUCUUCAUGAAGUCAUGGGAAAUACUUAUGUAUUAUAAUAAAAAUAAUAAUGUAGUUGUUGUCUAGUUAAAGCAGCUCGAAAUGACCGUUUGUGAGUGCAAACAAUAAAUAAAUAAGAACAUUUCAAUAAUUGCAAGUUAUCAUGCACAAAUUUCAGCAGUAAGAAACAUAUUUACAUUAGGGAAUUUAAAAAUAAUGUGUAGAAAUAUAAAUUAUAUGCAUGUAAUUAUUUAAUUAUUAUGUAACUUAUGUAAUUAAUUAUAUUAUUUAAAAUUAUUAUUAAUUUCCAGGCUUAGAAAAGUCAUGAAAAUGUAUAAAAAUAUAGCAUUUAAAUAUAUAGUAGUUAUGAUCUGCUGUAAAAUACUUCGCUUGGCUAUAGAGCGGCAUAUCGGCCGGUUAAACGAUUAAUCAGCCAUUUUGACUGUGUUGUUUUGGCCGAUUGACAGAAGUGUCACUUUCCCUUGUGUGUACAAAUAGACGUGUCAAUGGAUCGUAAGGGGGGUUUAUUUUCACGUUUGGGCAAAUUUGAGUAAAUGCUGUUUCAAAUAAGUGUUCAUUUCACUUUAGAAAUGUUGUGUACGUCUGAUUAUCUGGCAUCCAUGUCACCCUGCAGCUUGUGCCUGGUUGCCCACUAAAGCUAAGCAGGGUUGAGUCUGGCCAGUACCUGGAUGGGAGACCUCCUGGGGAAAACCAAGGGUGCUGCUGGAAGUGGUAUUAGGGAGGCCAGCAGGGGGUGCUCACCCUAUGGUCUGUGUGGGUCCUAAUGCCCCAGGACAGUGACGGGGACACUAUACUGUAAAAAAAGCACCGUCUUUUGGAUGAGAUGUUAAACUGAGGUCCUGACUCUCUGUGGUCAUUAAAAAUUCCAGGACACUUCUUGUAAAGAGUAGGGGUUUAACCCUGGUGUCCUAGCCAAAUUCUCCCAUUGGCCCCUAUCUAUCAUGGCCUCCUAAUAAUCUCCAUCCCUGAAUUGGCUACAUCACUCUACCAUCUCCUCUCCACCAAUAGCUGGUGCAGUAUGGCUGCUGUCACAUUUACAUUUAUGCAUUUGGCAGAUGCUUUUAUCCAAAGUGAUUUACAGAGCACUUAUUACAGGGACAAUCCCCCCGGAGCAACCUGGAGUUAAGUGCCUUACUCAAGGACACAAUGGUGGUGACUGUGGGGAUCAAACCAGCAACCUCCUGAUUACCAUAUUACCGGUUAUGUGCUUUAGACCACUACACCACCACUCCUAUGUGGUCAUAGGACCUCAUCCAGGUGGAUGCUGCACACUGGUGUAGGUUGAGGAGAUUCCUCCUGUACUAUGUAAAGCACUUAGAAAAGCUCUAUAUAAAUGUAAGGAAUUACUAUUAUGUAUAUCGGCCACCCUGCCUUCUCGAUAUCUGUGUAUCGGCACCGGCCACUGAAAAACCUGUCUCUUCGCAUUUCAUUGAAAUGAAUUGGUUAACGAGCACGCACCUCGAGUGAGUCUUCCAGAGGCGUCACAAACAUUCUUCACCUUCUCUAAGAGAAAGACACACGUUACUCACAAUCAUCACUGUGGAAAAUCUUAUACAGCCUCAGAGUUCAGUGAUUAUGAUCUUAAACUCUCAUUAAGGUUUCUAAGAUACAGUGGCAGAGAAAUUGCCUCAACACCUGCUGCUGUUUCUUUCGGCGUAGAGAGAGUUUCGGGGAGAGGCGCAUCAACGGAUGAACCGAAUGAGACUGAAAACAAAGAGUUGUGUAUGUGUUAGUUGGGCAUAUUCAAACACACCAGAAACCUCCAUUAAAUCGAGAAACAGCUGGAGAUAUGAAUACCUCUCUCUGAACCGAGCCCACUGAGUUGUGUGCUUUAGAAUAAUGAAACAGAAACUGAGAGACAGAAGAGACAUCAGGGGGUUAACGAGGGCUGUACAUCCUAACCUCUGUAUAUAUAUAUAUAUAUUGAUAUAUAUGCAAUGAACGUACCCUUUUGAAAACAUUCUGAAUCUGCUCCUGAUGAAACACAAAUAACAUGAACUUUAUACAUCUAGACACACGAUUACAGGUGAACUCACACAUGAUGUGACAUACUAACACUGUGUUACCUGCUCCUGGUUCCUCCACGUCACCCCACACAACAUACUUAAUAAAGCAGAGCCCUAAAACACACAUACGGGACGAUUAUUGAGUGUCCAGACAGAGUUUAUACAAGCAGCGGAAGAAAUGCAAUAAAGCAAAUGAACCGAAUCUCAUGCAAACGUUGUUGUUAUAGAUACUGAUUAGUAAAAUAAGUGAGAUAUAAAUCCACAUUCUGAUGUCAUCAUAUCAGCACAGAGUUAAAAUAUAUACAUUAAACAUUUGGGAGAAGAGCUAACCAGUAUAUAUAUGAAUAAAUGAUGAAAUCUACUGAACAA